AUGGAUCGUGAUAGUGCCAAUGCUACUCGUUUACGUGUUAAUCGCAUCGCGUUAACUCAACAACUCAAUGUUCAAGAGCUCAUACCUAAACUUGUUCGUGCUCGUAUUCUAUCUGUUAAUAAUGAUAUGCCAUAUAUAAAUGAAGGUACAACAAGUAUUGAUCGUGCUCGUCGACUAGUUAAUUGUCUGCUAACACCGACAUCAAUUGGCAAAGAUGUUGAACGUGGUCAGCGUCCAGCAAAUUGGUUUCUGAUAUUUCGUAGUAUUUUAUUAGAAAAUUCAUCUAGUUAUGGUGAACUUGUAACUGCUCUUGAUAAUACAGUAAUACGUACACCAGAUUUUGCUCAACGCGCAUCCGAUGCUUUUGCUGAUAAAACGAAUGCUCCACGUUCACAUGAAUUUCGUGAAAGUGUUAAUAAAGAAUUACUUCGUGUUUCGAAACCAAAACAAACUGAUGAACAAAAAUCAAAGACUCCAAUAAAAAGUAAUCAAGAACAAAUAACCAAAAUUGAAUUUGAUCCGUAUGCAAUGAAUAAAAUUUCAAUUGAAGGAAGUUUUCAAAAAGUUGUUGAUAAUCUUACUUAUCUAUCACAGAUUCCUGAACAUUUAUUUGAUCAAUUAUCUCGUUCCAAACAAACAUACGAUUGUGAGCAACUUGAUGCUGAACAUCAAGCAUUUGAUGAUAUGCGUCGUCUUGAAUUAAUGAAUAAUUUGAUGAAACAAGAAAGCGCAUUGGCUAAUCAAAGUGUAUUUGAUACAGAAAUAGUUGAUACAAUUCUUUCAAAUUCAAAGAAUCAUCAUUAUUUUUAUAAAUAUUUUAUUGCUUUGUCAUCUAUUUAUGGGAUUCAUUUUGAUCGACAAUUUCUUCAAUCAUUUAUUAGUUCUCUCGAUAAACAAGAUAAUUUUAUUAAAAUCAUUGAUAAAGGUUUUCAAUUAUAUCAUUUCUUACACGGUUAUGGUCGAUAUGAACUAUGUCGACAAGUUAUUGAACGUAUUGUACAAGCAUUAACAAAAAAAGUUAAACAACAACAACCAACUAUUUGGAAUUAUUUAUUUCGUGCAUGCUGUGCACUUAUUCAAAUUCAUAAUCAAGGUGUAGAAAUAAAAGAUGCCUGGGCUAGAAUUGAAGCUGCAAAUGAAAUUGCAGAUAAUCUUAAAACGACUGGCAUUGAAAUUCCCAGUAACGAUUACGCUUGGUUAUAUUUUUCAGCAUCUCAAACAGCAUAUGAAGAUGCUAAUUUCGAUGCUUGUAUUCAAUAUUGUUAUAGAGGUCUUACAGCAGUCGAUAAAAAUAAUCAUUCAUUAAUUGUUGAUCUACUUUGUUCACUUGCACAAGGAUUAACAUCAAAAUGGAUUAUGAAUAAAGCACAAGCAACAGCUGUUAUGGCUGUACAAUAUGCAGCGAAAUAUUGUGGUCGUAAUGAUCCAAAAUUUGUUUAUGCGCUUCAACAACUUGUUCAAUUUUCAAAUGAAUUUAUUCAAGACGCACGUACUGUUGAAUUAUCCAAGUAUACAUUUGAUCGAGCUCGAACAGUCUAUGGUUAUGAAUCAAUCGUGGUUGCUCAUUCGCAUCGAGCUUUAUCGAAAAGUUUAAUAACACUUGCUUCGACAACUUUUUCUCGUCGUAUUACACAAGAGAGUCCAUCUGACAACAAGUCUACAGAUUUUUCACAAACACCUUUUCUUCAUCAUGCGAAUGAGGCCUAUCGUAUAGCACAAGAUUGCUUUGGAGUUGAAGAUCGAAUUCGUUUAUUUCCAUUUAAAAUGAGUCUUGCUCAUGCCUUACAAUCACGUGUUUCAUCCGAUCAAACUGAAAGCAAAGAUUCUUACUUUAGCGAUGCGAUGGAAUUACUUGAAGAUUGUCUUACUAUUGCCAAAGAUACAUUUGGAACGAUGAGUUUUAAAGUUGCACAAGUUCAUCGACUUCGAUCAGCAACAUAUCUUAGCAAAAAAAUGUAUAAUGAAGCUGAACAACAGUUAAAUACAUGUUUACAGAUAUAUAAACUUUGUUUACCAUCAAAUAGCUUUCACUAUCUUGUAACAAAAGCAAGUUUAGGUUUAAUUUAUAAACAACAAGGAAAUUAUGCACAGGCUUUAACAAAUUUUCAGAGUAUAUCUUCAUUGUUAGAUACAAAAGCUCAAUCAUUUCGUUGGAUAAAUAUGGUUCUUGAAAGUCUUAUUGAAUGUUAUACUCAUAUUGAAGAAAGUGGACACAGCGAAGAAGAUCCGGCAACAUCAUCAAUAGCUCAUAAUGCAGCAGAAAAGGUUCGCGCAGAAUUGUACGAAUGGCGACGUGCAAAUGUGAAACCCGCCGAUUUAAUGAAUUUAAUUCAACAAGAACCAGCAAGAACAUUACAUCAAUUUCUUCAUGAUUCAACCAAAUUUCAAGAAACAACCAAUCGUGUUCAUGCAUUAAUGCAUACACAACAAAAAGCAAAAACUCGAAUGUCAUUACCAAUACCAACUACGAAUACCAAAACGCAUCAAGAAGCGUGA
Messenger RNA from Rotaria socialis, 2496 nucleotides. Lineage: Eukaryota; Metazoa; Rotifera; Eurotatoria; Philodinida; Philodinidae. The record is from the annotation of a GenBank genome assembly.